This is a messenger RNA of Vicugna pacos (alpaca), 848 nucleotides long. Lineage: Eukaryota; Metazoa; Chordata; Mammalia; Artiodactyla; Camelidae. The record is from RefSeq and is a predicted model, not a curated record.
ACAGCAUUGACCACUACAUGGAGCAGCAUUUCCGUGAGCAGCUGGCCAAGGGCAGCCAGCUGGCAGAGAGCCUUGCCAGCAAAUUCAGUACAGAUGACUGUAUGAGUAAGAAAAAUCAAACAGGACAGACGCUGCGGAACCUCAGUAUCUUAAGGGAGAUGCAUAAGAAGGGUAAAGUGCCGGAAGUCCUAGAGGCCAAGCAGGACGCGCGUCCCCAGACUCGGCCUCAGACCCGCUCCAGCAGCCACGCCCAGCCCGCUGCCCAUCGCCCCCCCAGCAGCACCUCCCGGCUGCUUGGUGAGCCGAAAGUGCGCCCUGCAAUGAAUGUGGCCAAUGUCAGCCCAGCCACUCCUGCUGAUUCAGCUUUAUUGCACAGCAACCAUUCAGAAGCCGUGUCUGCCCAGCCCUUCUCUCCUUUGAGUGGCGCCACACAGCUGAGUGGGACACCAGAUCCUGGGAGUCAUGGCAGCAGUGGCCCAUGGGAUGAGAUGAGGCCUCAGAAGAUGAAUGCAUCUGGGAACCUGUCCUCCUUCUCCUCUCUGUACCGGCCUGACUCUAAGCCCUCUGGGGCCGCGCUGCUGGAAAAGAAUCUGGUUGAGAUCCAGAACCUGCGCCAGCGCCUGGAGGAGUCCGUAUUCGUCAAUGACCGCCUGCGAGAGAGGCUGGAACACGUGCUCAGCAAUGCUGACCAAGGAAAGGGUAGGAAAGGCACCAAAACCUCCUGGUUCUGUCCACAUCUAGGGAGUCCCACAAGGGCGUAGAGGUUUGCAAUUAUAAAGCACAUUGGUGUGCACUACUUCACCUUUCCUCACAAUCAGCCCAGAGAGGGAAGCAGGGCAGGCACUAUU